UCCGCUGUUGGAAUUUUUAGGGGCAAUAAUUCGCUAGUGACUUCUUAACGCUUCAGUUGAGUACAAAACAUUGAUGUGCGCGGUUGUUAGCACGGCUGACGAAAAGGAGCGAAAAUACGGUCAUCAUCACAUAGCGAGUCUACGGUCAAAUUGUGCAAAACAACCGGUUGAAUACGCGAAAGAUAUAGCAAAAUUUUUUUUUUUUUUGAAUACCGGCUUAUUUAGAGCUACUCUAAAUCGAAAAAAAAAAAUUGGCGAAUAACGAGAACCCUCAUCGUGGGGAAACCCACUUGCAAUGACAGCCAUUUUUACCUUUUAAAUUAAAUAAUUCAGCCCUCGUCGCUUUUUUUAAUGCACACUUGGAUCACCAGUUCGACGCUGACAUAAACAAAGUGACAAAAUAAGCAACGGCAAAGAGGCGAACUUAAGGCAGAGAUAAAAUUAUACUACACGCACUUAAGAUAACUUCGAUUAAAAAAAUAAAAAUAAAAAACAACAAAAGAAAAACAAUGAAAAGUUAAACAGCUCAGAGCUGAAAGAAAAUACCUUUGCUUGAAGAAGUUUGACCGGUACACACACGGCUUAGGUGAUCGAAGAUUAAUACAGCCAUCGCACAUUUAAGUCGCCAUGUCGCAGCUCUACACCCAAUCACAAGUUCAUAGAUAUCCACUACUGGUCGCCUUGAUCUGCUCGACUAUAUCCCUUUGCAUUCCACCGCUCGCCAGCGCAUACAAUGAGGAGCUCCAUCAGCGCGAUGGCAUCCAUGUGCCCUGCACAUUCUUCGAUACAGUCAAUGUCACCGGCGAUCUGCGGUUCGCAAACGGAUCCUAUCUGCACGACGGCGUAUUGAUCCCACCACAACUGGUCGGCUGGUAUGAUUACAUCUAUACGGACUUGGUGCGACGUGUGGAAGUCGAGCCACAUGCACGUGCGUGCAUCUGCAAGCUGAAGCCGUGCAUAAACAUUUGCUGUCCAUGGGGCGCCAGCUACAGCACCAACGAGAGCGCCUGCGUUAACAACACGGACUACGAGUGGCCACAGCCGCUGCUGAAUUUGACGUUGCCAGAUGAGACGCUGAGAUCGGUCGACAUGUUCAAACAAUUUGCGGUGCAAAGUUUUCGCCCUUGCGAAUUCAUGUACUCACUGCAGCCAGAGUUGGGAUCCUUUGACGAUUGGAAACUGUUCGAGAAUGGUACGCUACUCCGCGAAGACGACAUGGUAUAUCUAAGUAAGAACGAAUUCUGUUUCCAUCCGACUGUGGCGAACUACACGGACACUAUGUACAUCAUCAAUCCGGCCAAUUGCAAUUACGAUACGGACUUCAGCACAAUUAAGACUAUUAAUGCGUAUGCUAUGCUUUUCUCCAUACCUUUCAUGAUACUCACCAUUGUCGUCUAUCUGAGCAUUCCGGAAUUGCGCAAUCAGCACGGCAAGUCGUUGGUCUGCUACUUGAUCGGUCUAAUAAUCGGUUACUCGCUGCUGGCUAUGAGUUCCUUGCGCAUGGACUACUACUCUAGCAUAGCAUUUUGCAAGACCCUCGGUUAUGUGGCCUACUACUUCUUUAUGGCGGCAUUCUUUUGGUUGAGUGUGAUCAGCUUCGAUUUGUGGCACAACUUCCGUGGCACACGGGGCAUCAAUCGAUUCCAGGAGAAAAAACGCUACCUUAUUUACUCACUAUACGCCUGGGGCAUCCCUGUGCCCUUUCUGGUGUUCACUUGGUAUGCACAGGAGGUCGCUGAUAUACCCGACUAUCUGAAACCCGGCAUUGGUGGCGGGGAGUUUUGCUGGUUGGAUAUGCGCACUUGGUCGGCGAUGAUAUACUUCUUUGGUCCCAUUGUACUGAUAAUUAUGGCCAACAGCAUAAUGUUCGUUUUGACCGCCAUGAAGAUACACAAGGUGCAGCGUGAAAUGGCACGAAUAAUGGCGCGCGAGGAUAGUACGAAGAAUUUGCGUACCGAAAAGGAUAAAUUCGGACUCUUUCUACGCCUAUUCAUUGUCAUGGGCGUGACUUGGUCUAUGGAGAUUUUGUCGUAUUUUGUAGGCGCCGACAAAGGAUGGGCCAAGAUCUUCUACAUUUCGGACAUUUGCAAUGCCAUACAAGGAUUUCUCAUAUUCAUGUUGUUUGUCAUGAAGAAGAAGGUCAAGCACUUGAUAACCAACCGUACUGUGCGCGUGCGCAGUUACCGUCAAACCGAAUCGACCACAUUUGGCGCCGGUAGCAUAUCGAUGCGUCAACGAUUCCAAAAUGUCUCACUGCACAUACGACAAUUAGUUGUUAUACGAAGCGCUUUCAAUGCUCCCAGAAGUAAUACGAUACACACAGAGAAUAAUUCAGUCUUACACCAUUCGCAUACGGUGUAGAGAGAGAGAGAGAGAGUGAUCCUUCAUCAAAUCAGAAAAAUUUCAUUCCAAUUAAUUUGAAGAUUCAUAUUAUGGACACAAACUUGAACAGAAAGAAAUGUUAGUAAGCGGCUUUCUUUCUUAAAAAAUACUAUCUGUAUCAAAAUGUGUGAGAGUUUUAUGUUGUCUUUGUGAGCAAAAACUGUCUAGAAGGUUGCUUACGCUCAAUGUGUGUGUACAAAUAUAAAUAACUACUAACGAACUGCUCGCUUUCAAAGCGUUGGAAUUCAAAUGUGUAAUUGGA
Rhagoletis pomonella (apple maggot) is the source of this 2644-nucleotide messenger RNA. Its product is annotated as G-protein coupled receptor Mth2-like. Gene Ontology annotation, cellular component: membrane. The transcript has 8 exons. The record is from RefSeq and is a predicted model, not a curated record. Lineage: Eukaryota; Metazoa; Arthropoda; Insecta; Diptera; Tephritidae. The coding region runs from base 628 to 2361 and encodes 577 amino acids. Gene Ontology annotation, biological process: cell surface receptor signaling pathway; G protein-coupled receptor signaling pathway. Gene Ontology annotation, molecular function: G protein-coupled receptor activity.